AUGGCGAAUGGCGUAUUGCCCGAGACCGAAAGGAAGUGGAAGGAAACCGCUCGGAAGUACAAGGGAAAGAAUCAAUCCCUGCGGAUGAACUUGAAAUUGCACUCCGCGUCCAGAGUCAGCAAUAAGCAGUUUCUACUCUUCAGGACCAUCCUACCGUCCAUUAUCCGCCCACGGCAGCUCAAUAACCAGACCCUUGGCAUAGCGCCUUGGAUGACGCAAGCCCGUCAACUCCUAGGAGGUGCAGCUUUCAGAGAUUAUAUCUCUGAUCUCACCACCAGGCAGAGUCAGGGUGCAGCUUGGGCAGGAAACGACAGACUGUUCAGGAUUCCAGCUAUCCAAAAACAGCAAGUAAUUCGGAACGAGCCUCGGGACGAAAGUUCUGAAGCCAGUGUCAACACUGCCAUCCUGACGGCAGACUUUGGCACGGUAAGACGCAAAAGACAGUUCGUUGCAUAUACUGAUGGCCAGCUGGUGGAUACCUUCAGUCGUGAGAUUGUGGCACUCAUUGAGUAUCAACGAUCCCGGCGGGCGUAUCAUUCCCCAGCUGUUGAUAUGCAGGAGGUGGCACAGAUGGUGGCAUGGGUGAAGCAGCACCCGGGCGUCCCAGGAAACGGUAAGCGAGUUCUUGUGUCACAGGAUGGAACCAAUAUUUAUAUCUCGGUCUUCCAGUACGACCAAGGAUGGCUCCGCUAUCUCAAGGGAGGCCGCGGGAGUAUCGUGCAUCCUGGAUUUGCCUACAUGCACAGAUACGGCCCCUGGAACAUCUGGAAGGCAGCACAGAUGAAUCAUUUUGCUGAAAUCAUCCUCGCCCUGCUAUUUAUGUAG
Molecule: messenger RNA, 825 nt
Organism: Aspergillus nomiae NRRL 13137
Lineage: Eukaryota; Fungi; Ascomycota; Eurotiomycetes; Eurotiales; Aspergillaceae
Exons: 2
Coding region: 1-825 (274 amino acids)
Source: RefSeq, a predicted model, not a curated record